Molecule: messenger RNA, 8525 nt
Organism: Siniperca chuatsi (mandarin fish)
Lineage: Eukaryota; Metazoa; Chordata; Actinopteri; Centrarchiformes; Sinipercidae
Gene: cblb
Product: Cbl proto-oncogene B, E3 ubiquitin protein ligase
Exons: 21
Coding region: 1385-4288 (967 amino acids)
Biological process (GO): negative regulation of epidermal growth factor-activated receptor activity; cell surface receptor signaling pathway
Cellular component (GO): membrane raft; plasma membrane
Molecular function (GO): ubiquitin protein ligase activity; SH3 domain binding; receptor tyrosine kinase binding
Source: RefSeq, a predicted model, not a curated record
GCGUGGCGUAGUGGUGGUGUGGAGAGGGCUUCCGAGAGCGCAGUAACAGACAAUGGCGGCUGGCGUGGCAGGGAGAGUGGAGCAGGCAGGCAGACGUGGUGGAGUGAUGGGCCUGAACACAGGGAAACAGCAAGAGCCGGAGUAUAUAUACUGCAGAGCGUUGAGGAGCGUGGGAAUCAGGUGUGCAGCAGGCAGCGCGGGAGACCAGAGCGAAAGAGGUUGUGUGGAUUUAUUUGGGAGCGGCCCUUCCCUGUCCCUCUCCUCUGUAUCUGCAUCAAGACACCAGCAUGAAGCAAGAACAUCACUGGAAGUCAGACCAUUUACCUCCAAAAUAAAAGCUUGACCUGUCUAUGGUUUGGGAUGUGAUGGGAAGCAAUCAUACACUUCAGUUGUAAGUGGAAUUCUGACAUCAAGUGUAAGUAAGUAUAAGUACAGUAAAUAAAAUGUAUCCAAAAAUGCGGAGUUACGGGUAGACCCUAUGUGUCCAAAUGCGGUCUUAUAGUCAUCAAAAUAUAGAAAACAACAAAAACAAAUGAACAGAAAUGUAUUUCGAAAUCAUUAAAAAGCUCACGAGGGAAGCAUUCAGGGCCAUGUUUUUACAGUGACCCACCCUACAGUAUUAUUAUGCCGUCAGCUGUCAACUUUGUCCCCUGGGUCAUCAAAAAUAAUUUUAUCUUGAGAGCUGAGACCGGAGGUCGCUGUUCUUUAUGAGUUUGUCAAACUUGACAUUAGUGACAUCUUCACAGAGCACCAAUGGGUGUCUGGUCGCUUCUGUCAUUGCGUUGGUCGGUUCCUGGAAAAUAUUGCUUCAUACUCCCUUUGACCCUCCUCCUGCCGCUGGAACAGCGGCAGCAAAUCAGCCAGAACAUAGAUAGACAGUACAGGAAAUAACCAGCCUUCCUUCAAAUUAAAGGAAGAAAAUGUACCACUAUUGGGCGGAACGGACAAGUACCGGGGGGAUUAGAACAAAAUGAUUAACUUAAAACACUUAAUUGAAAGAUACAGUUCAGUAAAUGUAUGUUGUAUGUUGUAAUGUAAAUUAUUUUUUUCGUCAAUGGAUGCUUUAUUUUGAAAUGUGCAACUGGAUGUGACAUUUUUAUAAUAGCUAACUUUAGACUGUUGUCGCUGUACAAAACAUACUAUAGGCUACAGACCUCCCAGCUUCGCGUUUAUCCAACUCCUUCGACAGCAACUGGGGAACAGCUUUUAUCAGACGACUAUAAAAUAUGGAGGAUUUUUAGUGAAAUAACAGGAUUAAACACGCUUACUUUUCCUGCCACUCUUUUCCUCUGGACAAAGACACUCCUUGAUUUUUGUGCGCUGGAUGUGUACCGAGUUCAGCAGGGAUCCCAGCAGACAUUCCCUGGUGGUUUGUGUAUAGGAAAUGGCAACUGCUCUCAGUGGCCGAAACCCUGGCGGACGUGGACCAAACCGAAAUAAAGGUCGGAUUUUAGGCAUCAUUGAUGCCAUCCAGGAUGCAGUGGGGCCACCGAAACAAGCGGCUGCCGACCGGCGGACAGUGGAGAAAACCUGGAAACUCAUGGAUAAAGUUGUCCGCCUCUGCCAAAAUCCCAGACUCCAGCUGAAAAACAGUCCACCGUACAUCCUGGAUAUCUUACCUGAUGCCUACCAGCACCUGCGGCUUAUACUGGGCAAAUAUGAAGAGAACCAGAGACUCACACAGCUCAGUGAGAAUGAGUACUUUAAAAUCUACAUCGAUAGCCUUAUGAAGAAAUCCAAACGGGCCAUCCGGCUCUUCAAAGAGGGAAAGGAGAGGAUGUAUGAGGAGCAGUCACAGGACAGGAGGAACCUGACCAAGCUGUCUCUGAUCUUCAGCCACAUGCUGGCAGAAAUCAAAGCCAUUUUCCCCGGAGGACAGUUCCAGGGGGACACUUUCAGGAUCACCAAAGCUGAUGCUGCUGACUUUUGGAGAAAAUUUUUUGGAGAAAAGACGAUAGUGCCAUGGAAAGUCUUCCGACAGUGCCUUCACGAAGUGCAUCCUAUCAGCUCGGGCCUGGAGGCCAUGGCUCUCAAAUCCACCAUCGACCUCACCUGCAACGACUACAUUUCUGUGUUUGAGUUCGACAUUUUCACACGCCUCUUCCAGCCAUGGGGAUCAAUUCUGAGGAACUGGAAUUUCCUGGCAGUGACACACCCUGGCUACAUGGCCUUCCUUACCUAUGAUGAAGUCAAGGCCCGACUGCACAAGUACAUCAACAAGCCUGGCAGUUACAUCUUCAGACUGAGUUGUACACGGCUGGGCCAGUGGGCCAUCGGCUAUGUGACCAAUGAUGGCAAUAUACUGCAGACCAUCCCCAACAACAAACCACUGUUCCAGGCCCUCAUCGAUGGCUACAGGGAGGGCUUCUACUUGUUCCCUGAUGGUCGCAGUUACAAUCCUGACCUCACUGGUUUAUGUGAGCCAACGCCUCAUGAUCACAUCAAAGUGACACAAGAGCAGUAUGAGCUGUACUGUGAAAUGGGCUCCACCUUCCAGCUUUGUAAGAUCUGUGCUGAGAACGACAAAGACGUCAAGAUCGAACCCUGCGGCCAUCUUAUGUGCACUUCCUGUCUUACAGCCUGGCAGGAAUCGGAUGGUCAGGGUUGUCCAUUCUGUCGUUGUGAGAUCAAAGGCACAGAGCCCAUAAUUGUGGAUCCCUUUGACCCACGAAAUGAGGGCACCAAGUGCUUCUUCCUGGACCAGCACAGCUGCCCCAUGAUGGAGCUGGAUGACGAGGAAGACCGAGAGGACUGCCUGAUCAUGAAUGGACUAGCCAACAUCAGGAAGCACUGUGCCGAGCGCCAGAACUCGCCCAUGGUGUCUCCCAGCUCUUCACCUGUCAGCCAACACAGAAAAGCCCACGGAGGAGACCCCAGCCACUGCAUCCAGCACCUCGGCCUUCCCCCCGUACCGCCACGACUUGACCUCAUCCAGAAGGGCGCCAUCCGCUCCCCAUCUGCGAGUCCCACCAGUUCCCCGAAGUCUUCCCCCGGCAUGUCCAGGAAGCAGGACAAGCCUCUCCCAGCCCCACCUCCUCCCCAAAGGGACCCACCUCCACCGCCUCCCCCUGUGCGUCCUCCUCCAAUCCCCCCAGAGUCACGCCACUCUUGGCUCUCCAGUUCCACUUCCUUGUCCUCUGCAAUCUCAUCUUCUACCGGCAUGCUGUCAGACUCCCAGAUGCCCCCUGAGACACGGUGUCCCAAAAACAGCCACUAUGCAGAUUCCCAGAGGACUGGAUCCGAACCCCCACUUCAGCUGGGACCCUCCAGCCCCUCUCACCUGAAUGGAAGACCACUCAGUUGUCCAUCGGUGGGAUUUGGGAGGUUACAUCACAGAAUGGAGGGCGCAGGAAACUCAGAGAGCUUCAAGCCCUUCUCUAAUGGUGUGCAAGUCUGCGAUGAGUAUGACAUCCUUCCCUCACAGCACUCGCCAACGCAGUCCACACUUGCAAGUAGCCACAAAUCUUCCAACCCUUUCAGUAGUCCUGUGGUAGAACGACAGCGGGGAGUGAUGGAGAGGGUGGAGGACAGCUAUCAGAUCCCUUCAUCCAACCUCUGCCUGAGUCAGGCUCCCAUCUGCAUCUCUGUACCCAGCAGACACUUGGAGAACGGCUCUACAGAGCCCUCCAUGGAGGAGAAGAAGCCCCACCCCCCUGAGCCUGGUGGACAUUCAGAGUCGGUCAGGGGGUUGGUCUCGGGGGCGGCACAUACCGCUCUCUGCCCCUUCAACACCAACAAGACACCCUCCAACUAUGACAUUCUGCUGUCCCCCCAAGUAUUAGAUGACCCCUUCAACAGCCGCCCUCCGACCCAGCCUCCUCCUCCUCCACCGGCGCGACACAGCUUCACUGACCUGUCCUCCUCUUCACCGCCCUCCUCCUCUGUCAUCACACGACCACACAUGCCCUCCUCUGGACAGGAGCACUUGCUGUUAACCCCUGACACAGUGUUUGACAUGCUGAACAGUGCUGCUCCUCUGCCUCCAGUCAGACGACACACAGAAAAUGUUAAAGCCUCAAGAGGCUGCCUGGAGUACGACCAUUUACCAGCCAGUCAAGUCUCAAUGGACUGUUUGCAGGCCCCUGCCAGGCCGCCCAAACCACUGCCCAGGAAGAUCCCUCCAGACAUGGAGUCCGAGAAUGUGGAUGCCAAGAUCGCCAAGUUGAUGGGGGAGGGUUACUCCUUCGAGGACGUGAAGCGGGCUCUGAUGAUCGCCCAGUACAAAGUGGAAGUGGCCCGAAAUAUUCUGCGAGAGUUUGCCUUAGUGGCCCCGAGACUGAACCUCUAGUCCUAGAGACAGUGAAAGGGGAGCACAAGAAUGAAGCUGUACCUCUGAAUGGACUGACUAAAAAGGGCUUCUUCAGUCUGCUUGGCCUUGGACUGCUGGCAAAACAAUGAUCAACAGAAACAAAGAAAUAUUUCAAGGAAGACUUUGCCAUUUGUUGCUGAACAGAGAUGACGACACACAACAAAGUGGCUAAAACCAAAUCACGGCAGAACACAGAAAAUCACAAAAGGGAGAAUAGACUGUCUGUGAAUGAUUUAAACCUGUGAAGAAAAGAAACAGGCUUGUUGUUGUUUACAGUGAGCUUUGCCGGUGCUGGCCUCUGGUUUUCAAAUGCUCCUGUUUGUUUAGGGGCUUGGACUGUAUUCUUGUUUUAAAGCCCUGAUAAGUCCUGCUACUUCGGCUACUGUUUCUUUCACAUCCUGCCACCCUCCAGAUCUUUUUAAAAGAACAAGACAUUUCCAGCUCGUUUUAGUUUACAUGCUCAGUUAAUUGUUAAGGGUCAUUUUUAUUUACAGCCAGUGGGGGGAGCCAGACUCCACAAUUUCUUUUCUCCUUUUCUCACUCUCUCUCCUCUUCCUUCCCUUGCGUGUUGCUCAUUAGGGAAUACGCCAUUGUUUAUCCAAAGUCUGGCUGACUUGCAGGUCUUAACAACAUCUGGUGAGUCGGGAGCAGUUAGAUGGAGCCAGAGGAUGCCUUAUGGAUUCAAUUCACUUGUUUCCCCCAGACUUGGAGAAAACUGUACGACAGCUCCACAGGACCUCUCUUGUUAGACUUGGUAUCUUAUUUGGACAAAAUGGUGAAGCAGUAAGGAUGGGAGGGUUAGUUUCGCUCUUUGUUUCUGUUCCUACACCACAGGAUUAAUCAGCUGGGGCCUUUUUUUAAUUACCUUCUGCACUUGAGGACAGAAAGCUGAAUGUAUUUUGUUCUGCAUGAGUGAGCUCUACCUUUGUACACUCUGAUAUCCUCUCAGGCCCAGUUUUGCCCUUAAGCAAUUAAGUGGUGGAAAAUGUUUAAUGUUUCUGGACAUUUUUGAAUUUCUCCUCAUCAAAAGCCAGACGAUUGUGCCUGCAUUUUAGCUCAAGCAUGUAAAUGACAGGGGCGAACCUGAUGUGUAGGUCAGCGAGUCAGAUGUCGUCUGUUCAGAGACGACACGCUCUGCAGCCGUCACACUGCAGGCUGUCUCCACUUCAAUUACACAUCAUAUGGUCAAAAUGUCCACAUUCCCCAUAAGUUUGAGGAAUCACUCUCAGUCUGAUUUGGAGUGAGAGUCACUUGAAAGCUCUGCAGCAGUUAUGCAUUUUUACUGAUGUGGAGUUGUUGUGUGAACACAGUAUAGACAAAAAGAAUGCUGCAGUCAUAUGCACCUUCACUGUGUAGUACAGGUGAAGUUAAAACCCCCAUACCUCAGAAUCUGGAAUCAGCUGUAUUUCUCCCUGAUGACUGCAAGAUGUCUCACCUAUGCAUAUAUUGGAUUUGUUCAAAUAUAACACAGUUUUACUUUUAAGAAUAGUAUGCAAGAUGUUGGCAGAUCUGUGCCAGACCUGUUAGGGGUGUAGUUUUCCGUAAGACAGGGGCUAUGUUUUCAUCGAUGGUAAAACCUGGCUAUUAUUCUCAUACCAAUCAAAGGAUUCUAGUUUAUAAUUUGGGACUUAAUUUUAUUGUUUUGGCCAUCGUUACCAUUUGUUAUGAUAACAUUGUACUCACCAAGGUCAUUUUUGAGAUCUGGAAGUGGGAACAGAGUGACAUCACUACAACAAAGUCUGACAGGGUCAAGCAACACGAGCAGUCAGACAUUCAGACAAACCAACAGAGUAUCCCAAUUAUCCAAACCACUUUAUAGAAAAGUUAGGGGAAACUUUUUUAGUUUUCUCUUCUUUGUCUAACCUGAGGGUUUGUUUAAAAACUCUUGCCCCCUCUGACUUCUCUUUACCGAUGUUGUUGGGUUUCCAGAUAUCUUCAAUAUCUGGAAACCCAACAACAAUUAUCAAUUUGGAGAAUACAAUGUUAUUCUUACUGAUAAAAAUGAUGGCCAAAACUUUGUAAUAAGACCCAAGUUGUAAAAAACACUAAACAAACAAUAAAUUAUCCUUUAAAGUCUGGCAAUAAAAUUGCUAACUGUAGAAUUUGAAAUUUGAUGACUUUGAUGACCUCUUGAGUUUCUUAGUAGUAUUUGCUUCCAUAACAGUCAGUUGCUACUCGCUACUUCUAACUGGUCACAGCUAGAUUAUGUAAGCAAAGCAAUUUUUGUGUAUCUGAAUUUAUUGUCCGGGAAGCAUUGGGCUAACAGAGACAGACACCUUACUUACAGGAGUUGAUCAGUAGAGUGGAUCUUUUCUUCCUGACAGUACAAUGUGAUGUGUCAAUAUGAUGUGGUUCUAAGUCUGUGAUCCUAACUACUGUAGUAACUUUUAUAUGUUAACAGUUGAUGCAGCAAAUUGAGCUAGGCACCUUGAGACUGUGCAGCAUCUGGGUCUGUGUGUGUUUUUAGUUUUUGAAUAAACAAGCAGUAAGUCAGAGAGAUCGCUCUGUCUGUUUGGACUGAGGUUCCUCACAGAGAGCAACGCAUAGCAUUGACCCAUUUUCACGCUCUCAUUUUUCCUGCAGCCAGUAUUUGGUUUUCAAAAUUAAUUUGAGAUGAUGUACUGUAGUUUUCUUCACAGAGGAGCUUUAAACUGUUGAUUGAUGUAGGUCCCCUGUGAUUGAGUCUGGCUGCAAAAAUGGAAAUGAAAAGGUUCAGUUGGAACAUCCUGAUAAUACAGCAGCAGGAAAUGAUGAUCCCAGUCCUAAUAACACACUGACUUGUGAAACCAAACGUGAAAGAAAGCACUUUCUUUACUUGAGUGGUGUUUUUGUGUGUUGGAAUAAGUCAGGCAUCUUAGCAGGUUUUGAUCUUAUGAGGUUAUCUUAACCCUGAUUUGACAUUUAUAUACAUCCAAGCAAAACCAGGUCAACAUAGCGACCAGGUUAACAAAAGGUUGAUGUGUGCAUGUAAACAUAGUGAGUAUGGCUCUCCAUGCUGCACGGUCAACCAUGGGAAUAAAAUGAUGCUAUGUGAUGGAGACAAAAUACCCGUCAGUGAAUGUGCUCUACAGUCUACAAUCUGGGAGGACAAAACAUGCAUUGUUUUAUUUCAUUCAUUAUUUUAGUCAUCUGGUCAGUGUAACCGAUAACAGCCAUCAAAUGAACCCCCACCCCACGCACAUCUUUCCAUAAAGAAACCCCACUGCCAUCUAUUCCUUCCUUUUUGAGCAGCACUUUAAAGGGGAACACCACUGUAGUUUAAAAAGAACAUAUGUUAAUAUUAGGGCCUAAAACAGUCCAUAGAGAUAAUGAGCGACACUGUGCAAGGAGAAAGUCUGAGAACCAGUCUCUAAUCUCUGUUAUCAUCCACAGACAGAUUCACACAACAUGAUCUCGUGCAGCACAACCAUCAAAGUAUGUCAGCUAAACAAAAACACAUAUAUAAACAUAUAAUUAAGCACUUAGAUAAGUUAGACUUAAGUCAUCAGCAAAGCAGCUUUAUCUGCUCGCCUGACAGUGGGAGACAGAAAUGUUUUCAGUUUAUUUACAUUUCAACAUUCAAAUCAUGUUUAUAUUGUGACAGUGCCAUUUGUACUGAACCAGAAAAUGUUAUCUGACCCUCAGAAAGAAACCUGUGAUACUGCUCUCCUUUUCCAACUCACAGAUUAGAGCAUAGUUAAUGUUGCAGAUUAGACGAUGAGUUACUUGUCUAGUUUAUUUCCAGUAGACCGAGCCACCCCACAUAAUAAUAAUAAUAAAAAUAAUAAUAAUAAUAGGGAAUUCAGAUGUGAAAUUCAGUGGCAUCCCCCUUUGACUUCAGCUUAAUUUUUGCACUCGUCUGUUUUCACUUUUAUUUUCUCAAACUUGAACGACUCUGAGCUCAGAAUUGUCCAUUCCAUUGGACUCCCUUGUGAAGGGUAAGUGGCCUUAGGUUGCAAAGGGCAGUUUUUAUUUUCUAAUUCCAUUUUGUUAUUAAUGUGCUCUGGUGACAAAAAAAAAUGCGAUAAUAUGUAAAGCAUAGAGUAAUGUGCAAUUAAUUUAUGCAUUAUUAAUGCUUUUUUCUUGAUAUGUUCUUUUCAUGGAUAAGUAACUAACAAGUCACAAUUCCUUUGUUUUAUUUUAUGUUUUGUAUGUGUGUUGUGUCAUGAUACUGUGGGACAGCUGUUUCCUGAUCAUUUGUUCCAGUAUUAAAUAAACACAUUACUUUGAGCCAGAG